AUGAUCAGACUUCGCUGCGUCCCGCAAAACUACGAUUGGGGCCGACUUGGGCUUGAAAGUCGCGUCGGGCAGCUUCUGAAGAGCGGUGGGCACGCUGAGGCUGUCGAUUCUUCAAAACCUUAUGCAGAGCUCUGGAUGGGCGUUCACCCCAACGGGCUCUCCGUCGCUGCGGAAGAUGGCAUUUCGCUGGAGAAGCUGAUCAAAAAAGAUGGUGCGCUCGGUGAUCAUGAAGCUGGAACGCUUCAAUUCCUCUUCAAAGUGCUCUCCGUCCGUCGGGCUCUUUCGAUUCAGACCCACCCUACAAAGGACCAAGCAAACCAGCUCCACGCCAUGGACCCGAAAAACUACCCGGAUGCCAACCACAAGCCCGAGAUGGCGAUCGCUGUCACCGAUUUCGAGUUGUUAUGCGGAUUCAGGCCUAAUGAGCAAAUCUAUCGCAAUAUUCGAGCCUACCCUGAACUUCGUCAUUUGCUGGCAUGCGAGUGCUGCCACAUGGAAGACUUGCUGAAUUCGAUCGUCAAGAUGAGGGAACAAGCUUUGCGAAAGGUAACGAGAAUC
Mesorhabditis spiculigera is the source of this 558-nucleotide messenger RNA. Lineage: Eukaryota; Metazoa; Nematoda; Chromadorea; Rhabditida; Rhabditidae. The record is from the annotation of a GenBank genome assembly.